AUGCCAGACGAGCAUGACAAGCAGCAAAGGGCCAGCGACAGCGGAGCGCGACUUCUUUGCAGCGUAUUACGCCAGAAAUUGCACACGGAUCAUCCAACGGGUCUCUUUCGCGCAAAUCUCGCUUUUGGCCACGUUGGUCCAAUGGCGUCUUCCCGGUUUCCCACUGACUAG
Messenger RNA from Colletotrichum abscissum, 171 nucleotides. RefSeq lists its product as uncharacterized. The coding region runs from base 1 to 171 and encodes 56 amino acids. The record is from RefSeq and is a predicted model, not a curated record. NCBI's taxonomy places the organism in Eukaryota, Fungi, Ascomycota, Sordariomycetes, Glomerellales, Glomerellaceae. The transcript has a single exon.